Molecule: messenger RNA, 1137 nt
Organism: Hyaena hyaena (striped hyena)
Lineage: Eukaryota; Metazoa; Chordata; Mammalia; Carnivora; Hyaenidae
Gene: CDYL
Product: chromodomain Y like
Exons: 5
Coding region: 12-941 (309 amino acids)
Cellular component (GO): nucleus
Molecular function (GO): transcription corepressor activity
Source: RefSeq, a predicted model, not a curated record
CAUCUCCGUUUAUGGACGCACUAACAGCCAAUGGAACAACCAACAUACAGACAUCUGUUACAGGAGUGACAGCCGGGAAAAGGAAAUUUAUUGACGACAGAAGAGACCAGCCUUUUGACAAGCGGUUGCGUUUCAGUGUGAGGCAAACAGAAAGUGCCUACAGAUACAGAGAUAUUGUCGUCAGGAAGCAGGAUGGCUUCACCCACAUCUUGUUGUCAACAAAAUCAUCAGAGAAUAACUCACUAAACCCAGAGGUAAUGAAAGAAGUCCAGAGUGCCCUGAGCACGGCUGCUGCCGACGAUAGCAAGCUGGUGCUGCUCAGCGCGGUGGGCAGUGUCUUCUGCUGCGGUCUCGACUUUAUUUAUUUUAUACGGCGUUUAACAGAUGACAGAAAAAGAGAAAGCACUAAAAUGGCGGAAGCUAUCAGAAACUUCGUGAAUACUUUCAUUCAGUUUAAGAAGCCUAUUAUUGUAGCAGUAAAUGGCCCAGCCAUUGGACUAGGAGCCUCCAUAUUGCCUCUUUGUGAUGUGGUUUGGGCCAAUGAAAAGGCUUGGUUUCAAACACCCUAUACUACCUUCGGACAGAGUCCAGAUGGCUGUUCCACCGUUAUGUUUCCCAAGAUUAUGGGAGGAGCAUCUGCAAAUGAAAUGUUGCUCAGUGGACGGAAGCUGACGGCGCAGGAGGCGUGCGGCAAAGGCCUGGUCUCCCAGGUGUUCUGGCCUGGGACCUUCACCCAAGAAGUCAUGGUUCGCAUCAAGGAGCUUGCCUCCUGUAAUCCAGUUGUGCUGGAAGAGUCCAAAGCCCUUGUGCGCUGUAACAUGAAGAUGGAAUUGGAGCAGGCCAACGAGAGGGAGUGUGAAGUGCUGAAGAAAAUCUGGGGCUCGGCUCAAGGGAUGGACUCCAUGCUGAAGUACCUGCAGAGGAAGAUCGAUGAGUUCUGAUGGCCAGGUGCCUGCUGGUGACACUGGAAUCCUCGAGCAGGACAUCUGCGGCGCCAGGUUGCCCUCCUCCAUCCUCACAGCCUAAAACAAGUUCACUCUUAGCUCACGCUUGGAAGUAGGACUUGAAACAUCCAAGCUAUUUAUUAUCAAGGAGUUUUUAAGUACUGUAACUUUAAAAUAAAUAACUACAAAGCUC